AGAGGUGAAGCUGUGUGAGACGAAGACGCUGCUAAGAUGAGCUGCACCGUUCAGAUCGCAGUAAUCAUUCAGUUUGACCGAUGACGCAGCGCGGAUAUCCUUACUUAUCUGCAGUGAUUAAAAACGCGUGAUUUAGCUAACAGUCAGUAUGUCUUUCUUCGUAGACUCAGUGAUUAUGUUCACCUCUCAGGUGCUGUUUUUCGGGUUUGGCUGGCUCUUUUUUAUGCGGCAGUUGUUUAAAGAUUAUGAGGUGCGUCAGUAUGUGGUGCAAGUGGUUUUCUCUGUCACGUUUGCAUUUUCCUGCACUAUGUUUGAACUCAUCAUCUUUGAAAUCCUCGGAGCAUUAAGUAGCACGUCCAGAUAUUUUCACUGGAAGCUGAAUUUAUAUGUUAUACUGCUGGUUCUAAUAUUUGUAGUGCCUUUCUACAUUGGCUACUUUGUGGUCAGUAACAUACGUUUGUUGCAGAGACAGAGGCUGCUUUUUGCAUGUGUGGUUUGGUUUACCUUCAUGUAUUUUUUCUGGAAACUUGGCGACCCUUUUCCCAUAUUGAGUCCAAAACAUGGCAUUCUGUCCAUUGAGCAGCUCAUCAGCCGAGUGGGGGUCAUCGGCGUGACACUGAUGGCUCUGCUGUCUGGUUUUGGUGCUGUGAACUGCCCAUACACAUAUAUGUCCUAUUUUCUCAGGAAUGUGACUGAUAGUGAUAUCCUGGCUCUGGAGAGACGACUGCUUCAGACCAUGGACAUGAUUGUCAGUAAGAAGAAGAGGAUCGCCAUGACGAGAAGGCAGAUGUAUCAGCGAGGAGAGGACCAAAAUAAACAGGCUGGAUUCUGGGGGAUGAUCAAGAGUGUUACAUCUUCCACUUCAGGCAGUGAGAACCUGUCUCUGAUCCAGCAGGAGGUGGUUGCUCUAGAGGAGCUCAGUAGGCAGCUUUUCCUGGAGACAGUGGACCUGCAGGCUACUAAGGAACGAAUAGAAUACUCAAAGACUUUUCAAGGAAAGUACUUUAAUUUUCUGGGGUACUUCUUCUCCAUCUACUGUGUAUGGAAGAUAUUCAUGGCCACAAUCAACAUAGUCUUUGACCGUGUCGGCAAGACAGAUCCAGUGACGAGAGGUAUAGAAAUCACAGUCAACUACCUGGGAAUCCAGUUUGAUGUGAAGUUCUGGUCUCAGCACAUUUCCUUCAUCCUGGUGGGAAUCAUUAUCGUCACUUCUAUACGAGGCCUUUUAAUCACGCUUACCAAGUUCUUUUACGCUAUCUCCAGCAGCAAGUCGUCUAAUGUAAUAGUGCUGGUCCUGGCCCAGAUCAUGGGGAUGUAUUUUGUGUCCUCUGUGUUGCUCAUGCGCAUGAGCAUGCCCCUGGAGUACCGCACCAUUGUCACAGAGGUCCUGGGAGAGCUGCAGUUUAACUUCUAUCAUCGCUGGUUUGACGUGAUAUUCCUCGUAAGCGCUCUCUCCAGCAUCCUCUUCCUCUACCUGGCACACAAGCAGGCCCCCGAGAAGCACAUGACCCUGUGACCCUCAUUCUUGUGUCUCCUUUCAAAACAACACUUCUGUUUUCUAAGGGGCCUUUACUUUUACUGGGACUGAACUUCCUGAAUCAGGAAAAGCCUAGAGACUGCGCUGUUCACUGGGGUGUUGGUUCGAGAACUUUGAGGGUGUUUGUCUAGUUUGGAUCAAAUUGUAUUUACGUGGAUGGGACAAGAUGUUAUAGAAAUUAAGUAUAGGUUUUCUUCAGUGUUCACUUUUAAAAAAUUUUAAAUCAUUAUUCAUAAAAAUUGUUUUUUUCUCAUCAUUAUUUUGUCAUUUUUCAUUGGACCAGACAUAACAGGAAGCCAUACGGGAAACACAUAAUCGGCUAUCAUGUUUACCACUAUUCACCUGCCUAUACACUGUUAGUACAAUAUUGUACAUUAAAUCACUAAGCGCUGUCAUAUAUGGCCUUUUUUAAUGAUAUGCCCAUGUGAAACAUUAGAAACAUUAAACACACCCCCAGCUGUCAGAAAAGGGAAAAAAAAAGAUUUCAGAAUGACAAAGAAUGAGCCUGCAGAUUUUAUUUGCUAGUACAUUUAUUUGUAUUACUCUGUGCACAGAGAUGGCUCACCCCUGACUCUUUGUCUUCUAAACAAGAGCCUGUGGCCACAUUAGUCUUCCAUUCUUAUAGCUUUUAUCAGAAAAAGAUGUUUUUGAAUGUAUUGUGUUAGCUGAACAGUAAAAAAAGAGGGUAGAUAGUAUAACCCAGUACCAAAAACAUUAUUGUGGAAAGAGUUUGCUCGUGAAUGGCAUCAAAUAUUUUACAGAAUCAUCACAUUUCACGAAACUGCCAUCAGAAAAAAAGCGGAGAAAAUACAUCAUUUCAGGGAAACUGCUUGGAAAAGUGCAUCUCAUUUGCUUUAAAGGUUGGACAGUCCAGUCUCAUUAUGCCAGUGAUGUCAUUGCUCAUGAUCACUGUGGGUAAAUGUAGGAGACCCUCAGAUACUUGAAUAAAUAUUUUUUAAUAAGGCUGCUACAUCAUUUAUUUAUCAUUUAUCAUUGUUAAUACAUGUGAUCCUGGUUUGUGAACAGGGCACAAUCCCUGAUUGCUUUCCUUCAGAAAAGUUUCUGUUUAGGAAGGGUAAUUAUUUACCACUUACAAGACAUUUUAACUUGAUUGUGCAAACUGAUGACAUAAAUAUCAAUAUAAUCCAGCAUCGAGAAAAAUGUGGGGUGGCCUUCUCAAAGUCUCACAUCCUCACUGCCUGCCGAGGAUGUAGAUGAUACGGAAGGUGUCUAAAAUGAAGAAAAAAGAGAUACCAGUUGAAUGAGAGAGCAACAAUUUGAAUGUUUAGUGCUGGGUGAUGCAUCGUCUAAUCUUUUAUACUGAUUUAUGCGGUGAGAGUAUUUUGAAGAAAUAAAAACUAAAUAAUUAGGAUGAUUCUUUUGUGAAAAACUACUAUCUACUUGCUGAAUGUUUACAAUACUGUGUGAAGUUUCCUUGGGUGUAAUUUUACAAGAAGAAAACAGAAUAAAACCGUCUGAUCAAGCUA
Colossoma macropomum (tambaqui) is the source of this 3024-nucleotide messenger RNA. It is a transcript of the gene gphra, whose product is annotated as Golgi pH regulator. Gene Ontology annotation, biological process: intracellular pH reduction. Gene Ontology annotation, cellular component: Golgi cisterna membrane. The transcript has 14 exons. The record is from RefSeq and is a predicted model, not a curated record. Gene Ontology annotation, molecular function: voltage-gated monoatomic anion channel activity. Lineage: Eukaryota; Metazoa; Chordata; Actinopteri; Characiformes; Serrasalmidae. Bases 149 to 1516 code for a protein of 455 amino acids.